Messenger RNA from Coprinopsis cinerea okayama7#130, 2943 nucleotides. RefSeq lists its product as hypothetical. Lineage: Eukaryota; Fungi; Basidiomycota; Agaricomycetes; Agaricales; Psathyrellaceae. The coding region runs from base 1 to 2943 and encodes 980 amino acids. The record is from RefSeq and is a predicted model, not a curated record. The transcript is spliced from 4 exons.
AUGGCGGCGCAGGCCCCGUAUAUGCUUCUGAAUACCAAUCCAGGAGCGACUUCAACGACAAGGACGACGUCGAAUGUGAAUACUAGCUACUAUCAAGCCAGGACGAACCAGAACAGCGGGUUCGACCAGAGGAAUGCGACCCCAGCAUCCUAUAUCUCAUACCCGAGCAAUGUGUCGGGUUCCGGAGGCGGCUAUUAUCGGACAACGACGACCCAGUCGUAUCAGGGAGGGCCCAACGUCCAUGGGUCAACGAUCUCGACGACCUCGACGAGUACCGUGACAUCGGGGACCACCGCUACCACCACGAACAAGACUGGAUCGUCAGCUCUGACCGUCGCUUCGACCAGCCAGAAGACCCCUGCAUUCCGUGCUCCUGCACACAAGCAUGCGCACCAUCUGCAUUCGAUCCCGCCGAGGGAGAAGAGUACAAGAACUCUCAUUGUCGACCAUAUGUUAUGGGUUCAUGGAAGGACCCGAUUCGCUCAAGCUCGUGCCGAGCUAGGCAUGACCGAUCGAACCGGCGGUCCAUCAUCGUCUAACUACGCCCAUCGCACUCGUCCAGAGAACUACGAAGAGGAAGACGAAGUGGGCAGCGAAGGCGAGGACGCAUCCGUUCUCAGAGCCCGUGGUAUCGGAUCGAACGAUCGCUCAGAGGAAGUUCGUCUCAGAAAGCAAGAUCUACCUCUUGCUCGCACCCUACGACUGCGAGCUGAAGGUCUCGAGAAGGUGGUCACAUCGAUGUUGGAACAACCUCCACCAGUGCCCCAUCAGCCCUCCCCAGACGAUUACAGCCACCAGCAUCACUAUCACCACCAUCACCACCAUAGUCACAGUCACUGGCAGAAGUACGAGGGGGCCCCGAACACAAGAACCGGCAAGCAUCCGCAUACCCUACCAAACGGUGUUCGCCUGAGACUCGCACUGGGAACGAUCAUCAACGAUUUCUUCGCAAGACAAGCACCACAUCCUCCUUAUCGACACACCAAUCCCUCGGUUCCAUCGGAGCAGACGGCGGUAUCCGAUACUCCCCCUCCCCGCGAUGUCCAACCGACACCCACCCCUUCCCCUGACAACCUCCCCGAAGCCCUUCUUCCCCUCAUCCGCGUCUCUGGCGUCUUCAACAAUUCGUCCGACCCCCAGCACCAUAGGUCACCAUCCGCCCAAUCCCCCGGGCUGCUGACAUACACCCCGACUGGAUCACCUUACCAAUCCUUCAGUUCACCCCAGCAGUACCCACCACAACCGCAAUACCACCACGCAGGGCCAUCCCCAUUCAUCGUCCCCGGCUCACAAAUCUACAAUGCCCAGCCUCCUCCACCGCAAUCUCCCCCACACCCUCGCGGGCCAGUCACUCGACCCACCCCUCCCCAGCGUGCUCUGUCUCUCUAUGCGACUGGUGCGGAAGCCGCUACUCCACCUCAUACGUCGCGAUGCCCACGGCAUCUGCAGACUGGGUGUGAGAUCUGCGUGGAGGCCAAGUCGCGUGUGGGUUCCUCGAGUGGGUCAAGCGGCCGAGCGUUCAUUGUGCCUUCCUCUUCAUCAGCUGGUGGUCUAUCGAGUAUCGGCGGAGGGUAUGGUGCCGGUGGAACUGCCAAUGGUAUCACCGGCUGGCAAGACGGCAGUGGAAUGGGUACUGGGCUGUUGAAGCCGGGUCUUCGAGGGAGCGUGCUGCGUCGCAAGGUCUACCUCGGGAACGAGAAACCACCUUCGUCAACGGGGUCGUCGCCGGCCUCUUCCGGUUCAGCCGACUCACAAGAGUUCUGCACUGGUGCGGGGAAUACGAAGCUCAGCAAGCUCAUCCCGCGGUUCAUCAAGUUGUCUGCGUUGGUUGCCGCUGAGCUCGGGCGUGAGGUCAGGGGUGAAGAGGUGGACGAGAGCAGUAGCAGCGCUAGCGAGGCCGGUGAGGGCAGUGAGAAGGCGACCCCCCUGGCUCAAGAGCAGCAGAGGAUGUACGACUAUGCCCUGAAACCGACGAGGGAGUGGUACAUGUUGCUCGCUGGUCUGCUAACGCGAGCUGUGCUUGAGGGGUACCUGACGGCUGGGUGGAGAGGGACGGAGGCAGCCGAGUGUCUCUUACUCCUUGGGCUAAACGUGAACCCCGACGAUCUAGUCAAGGAUGACGAGGAAGAGGCGGACGACGAGGAAGAAGAAGCAGAAGAGGGCGACGACGUCACACCUGAGGAAGACGAUGAAGAGAGGAAGAAGAAGCGGAGAGCGAGGAAAUGGAAGAAGCGCCGGAGAAAGCUUGAAUUCUUUGACGAGGAUGACGAGUUUAGCGAGUUCCACCCGGACGAGUAUCCAACCCUCUUCGAAGCUGUUCGCGUGCUGUUCCCCAGCCUUAGGAGCUCGAGUGCGACAUCUGGCAAGAGUCGCAAGGGCAAGGGUCGUGCCGAGGCAGAGUACGAAGCCGAGAUGUAUGAACGACUCAGGAGGUUCUACGAUAUCCCAGCAUCGACGCCCGAUCUGGCGACCCAUAUGGAAGAUUUGGUAUGGCAGUACCCCGCGGAGCCCGUUGAGCGGGCUGCAGUCCGCUUCUGUGAGGCGGUAGCCAAAUGGCGUGGUAAACCCGAACUACAGACAUACAAAAAGAAACCACCACCCAAGCCACCAUCAUCCACUGCAUCCUCAGACCCGAUUCAGCAACUGUUCUCGAAUGAUGUUCUGUCGAUCGAUAGUCUUGUGCAUUCGAACCCUACUAGCCCGACCUUGGCGCACACGGGUUCGAAUCCGGCUUCGGGAGUUGCGGCGAUUGCGCAGUAUGGCAGCUUGAAGAAGCUGAAGAAGCCGUCGAUUGAUGUGUACUUUGGGACUAGGGAGAGUGGGGAGAGUGGGUCUAGCUCGGGGUGGACGCCUGCUGGGAGCAGCAGUCCGACUGCGAGCAAGAGGAGACGUCCUGAAGACGAUGUGGGCGAGGGUCGUGAACUCAAGCGAGUUCAUGCUUGA